Messenger RNA from Durusdinium trenchii, 705 nucleotides. Lineage: Eukaryota; Dinophyceae; Suessiales; Symbiodiniaceae. The record is from the annotation of a GenBank genome assembly.
GGCUCAAGCUAGCAACCUAAGCGAAAGUGCUCUCGAUUCCUCUUGGUUCAAGUUUUGUGUCAUGGCUCCAAUGAAGGCGAUGAAGGCUAUGAAGGCUAUGAAGGCCAUGGCGGCGAUGAAAGUCAUGACAAAGGGAGCUCUUACCGGCGAUUUGGCUGAUGCUGCUGGCCUGAAGAAGGGUGACGUCAGCAAGGUGUUGGAAGCAUUGGCUGAGAUUGGCACCAGGGAGGUCAAAAAGAACGGGAAAUUUGUCGUGCAGGGCCUUUGCAUGAUCAAGACUCGUCUCAAGAAGGCCACCAAGGCCGGCAAGAAGAUGAUGUUUGGAAAGGAGGUGAAGGUCAAGGCGAAGCCUGCGAAGACCGUCGUGAAGGCAUUCCCUGUUGCAGCUCUGAAGCAAGCUAUUUGAGGCAGCCGAAAUACAGUAAUUCGACUGUCAAUGACUGGCUGCAGCUUGCGAGUUGCAGAACCAGAUUUUGGAGACUGGCAUGGUCUCAUGUAUAUUUCAUCACCACUUUAUGGGUAGAUGCUUGAUCCAUCAAUCAAUCGGGCCGGCCGAAAGGGAUAGCGCCACUGCGAUUCUUUCAGGGCAACAUAACAUGGCUUGAACAGUUUAUUUGCGGAUGCACCCAUUGACAAAUGGCUCAGGGGCUGCUGUCGCCGUGGUGGUCUCGAAACAUGACUUCCGAAAAUCUAGCCGACUCCGAC